CGGAAAGUUUCUAGAAUUACCCAUCUUUAUUAGGUUGCACCGGUGAUGUGGCAUGCGAAUUGUUGGAAGAUGAAGUUUUCGUUAUUUUGGCUUGCAAUAGUGAGCCUUCUCCCAUUGUAUCUUGGAGCAAAAGAGAAUCUAAUCCAAGAAAUUGAUGAUCUCAAAGAAUUUAAGAAAUAUAUAAAAACAAAACCUAAUGUUUUGGUUGUGUUUGCUAAAAACAGUAAAUCUUUAUCCCAGUAUAAAUCAAUAUUCAGUGAAGUUUCCCUAGAAAUGAAAGGCAAGGCUUCGUUGGUCAUCGUCGACUGUAGUGAUGCCAAAAAGUUGUGUAAAAACAUGAAAGUAAACCCAGCUACUAUUGAGUUAAAGCAUUACAAGGGUGGAAAUUUUAAUAAAGAUUAUGACAGAAAGAUGGUUACAAAGUCGAUGGUAAAUUUUCUACUUGACCCCACGGGAGACAUUCCUUGGGAGGAGGAGUCCGGAGCAGAAGAUGUGGUCCAUGUAGAGUCCCCCAAGUCAUUCUACAAAAUGCUCAGAAAACAGAAACAGCCCAUGCUGGUCAUGUUUUAUGCUCCGUGGUGUGGAUUUUGUAAAAGAUUGAAGCCUGAUUUUGCAGCAGCAGCCACAUCCCUGAAAGGAGAAGCAGUGCUUGCUGGGAUAGAUGUAGACAAACCCCAUCAGAUGGAGCUGCGACAGGAGUACAAUAUCACUGGAUUUCCCACUCUUUUUUACUUUGAAAAUGGAAAGAAGAAAUUUUCUUAUGGAGGAGAAAAUAAUAAAGAUGGAAUUCUCAGCUGGAUGAAAGACCCCAAGCCUCCCCAACCCAAAGAGGAAGAGAAAGCCUGGUCAGACGAGCCAUCGGACGUUGUUCAUUUGACAGAUGACAACUUUUCCACGAUCCUGGCAGAAAAUCCAUCAGUGCUGGUCAUGUUUUAUGCUCCUUGGUGUGGUCAUUGUAAAAGCAUGAAACCUGAGUACACAAAAGCAGCUGCCACAAUGAAAAAGGAGAAUAUUGCUGGAGUCCUGGCAGCUGUUGAUGCUACAAAAGAAAAGAAAUUUGGUGACCAGUUCAAGAUCACAGGUUUCCCUACUGUCAAAUACUUCAAGGAUGGCGAGUUUGCCUUUGAUAUCAGUGAGAGAACAGAGGAUAAAAUUGUUGGAUUUAUGAAAGAUCCAUCAGAACCGCCCCCUCCUCCACCCCCAGAGGAGAACUGGGCAGAUGUACCCAGUGACGUGAUACACCUGACAGAUGAAACAUUCAAAUCAACGCUUCGCAAGAAGAAGCAUGGCUUGGUCAUGUUCUACGCGCCAUGGUGUGGACAUUGUAAGAAGGCAAAACCAGAGUUCCAAAAUGCUGCUGCCAAGUUAGCAGAUGACACAAAAGUAGCUUUUUCUGCAGUAGAUUGUACAGUUCACCAGGCCUUGUGUUCACAGAAUGAGGUUACAGGAUACCCCACACUGAAAUAUUUCAAUUACGGCAAGAAUCCACAGAAUUACAUGGGAGGUCGAGAGGAGGCAGAUUUUGUGAAGUUCAUGCAGGACCCAUCCAACCCAGGAGCCACCCCACCCCCUCCCCCAGCAGAGCCCCCAGAGAAGCAGUGGGCUGACAUCAAUGGAAUGGAAAACCUACAUUUCUUGACUGCCUCAAACUUUGACACUUUCAUUCAGGAUCACAAAUCUGUUUUGGUCAUGUUUUAUGCUCCAUGGUGUGGUCAUUGUAAAGCUAUGAAGCCUGCCUAUGGUGAAGCUGCAUCCAAAUUAAAACAACAAAAGAUUGAUGGCGUUUUGGCAGCAGUGGAUGCCACAGCUGAACCAUCCGUGGCUAAUCGGUUCAACAUCCGAGGAUAUCCAACAUUGAAAUAUUUCAAAAAUGGUCAAGAAGCCUUCGAUUAUCAAAGUGGAAGAACUACAGAUGAUCUGGUGUCUUUCCUGAAAGAUCCCAAGGAGCCAGCCCCUCCUCCAGCUCCAGAGCCUGCCUGGAGCACUGUUCCUAGUCAAGUCAACCACCUGACCUCUAAAGACUUCAAAUCAUUCCUCAAAUCCAAGGCCAGUGUCCUUGUUAUGUUUUAUGCCCCUUGGUGUGGGCACUGUAAGAAAGCCAAGCCUGAGUUCCAGGCAGCCGCAGACAAGCUGGCUAAGGAGUCCAAAGUAAAGGCGUUUGCGGCUAUGGAUUGCACAACCAAUGAAGAUGUAUGCAGUGCAGAGAAAAUAGAAGGAUACCCCACAAUAAAACUUUAUAGUGAUGGAAAUUUUAUGGCAGAUUAUAAUGAUGAUAGAAAGACCGAUUCAUUUUAUAACUUUUUAAAACUUGCGCCAGUAGUGAAAGAGGAGCUGUAAUACAUGUAUAACUGUUUAUCACUAGUUUAAUAAAUUAUUCAAAAUAUAUCUACA
Ostrea edulis (European flat oyster) is the source of this 2391-nucleotide messenger RNA. Its product is annotated as protein disulfide-isomerase A5-like. The record is from RefSeq and is a predicted model, not a curated record. Bases 46 to 2337 code for a protein of 763 amino acids. Gene Ontology annotation, cellular component: endoplasmic reticulum. NCBI's taxonomy places the organism in Eukaryota, Metazoa, Mollusca, Bivalvia, Ostreida, Ostreidae. Gene Ontology annotation, biological process: protein folding. The transcript is spliced from 23 exons. Gene Ontology annotation, molecular function: protein disulfide isomerase activity.